This is a messenger RNA of Salvelinus namaycush (lake trout), 1239 nucleotides long. It is a transcript of the gene plp2, whose product is annotated as proteolipid protein 2. Gene Ontology annotation, cellular component: membrane. The record is from RefSeq and is a predicted model, not a curated record. Bases 221 to 682 code for a protein of 153 amino acids. NCBI's taxonomy places the organism in Eukaryota, Metazoa, Chordata, Actinopteri, Salmoniformes, Salmonidae. The transcript is spliced from 5 exons.
UUGCCCGUCUUUACUCCCUCCUUCCAAUUUUGUUCUCUAGUCCAGGAAGUUGCUAUUACUCACCCAUUCGAAGGAGUCGCAAGUUGGAGAGAAGAAAAACCCCGAAGUUAGGAGGCAACAGCAGUCCGCUUUUUCCCUACUGAAUGUAACUUGUGUCUUCGUUGAGUUCUGCAAUAUCAGCCGUUAUACUUAGCUGGUAAAUUAUACAUUUAAUUUCAUUAUGGCUGAUACAGAGGCCAGUGUCGCUGCGGGCUGCCUGGAGAAACUGAAUGGCUACGUGAGGACCCGAAAAGGAACUACUCUUGCUGCAGAAAUACUCAUCAGUUUUAUCAUCCUAAUCUGCUAUGCUGCGUCAUUGUAUGGAGGUUAUUCUGCAGUGGCCAUCUGUGAGAUGGUGUUAGCCACCAUCUUCUUUGUCGUCUUCAUGACGGAAAUGGACAAGUCCUUCCAGGUGGUCCACUGGGUCUGGAGUGAUUUUAUCCGUGCUACUAUUGGUGCAGCCCUGUACCUUAUCACCUCUCUGAUCUGUGUGAUUGGUGGAGCCGGGGACGGCGCCCGUAUUGCAGGAGGGGUGUUUGGCCUGCUGGCUGGGAUCCUGUUUGCCUAUGACGCCUACACCAUCUUUCUGGUCAUCAAGAGCACCAGGCAGCACACAGCAGCGCCCACUGACAACAGAGUUUAAGCACUCAAAGCUAUACCCCCAAAAAAAGAAAAAGGAAGUUUGUGCAGGAGUCGACAAUGAAGAGAGAAAGAAGUGCAGCAGGUUGGAAGGAAGUUUGAUGCUCAAAUGAAGAGAUUAAUAGCCGAAAUGAACCAAUGUUAGGGUCAGAAGAGAGAAACAUCUGCAGUACAUCUAUAGCUGACCCAGAGGAGAAUGUUACACUGCACUGAGAUCAGUAUGUUCAAAAGAAUUAUGUCAAUUCCAGGAGGGAUUCCCUCGACAAGCGUUAUUCCAGUCUCGGUGUACAAUUCUACCAUCUACCGAAAAGGGAAAGAUGUAAAUAUUAUGCAGCAUAAGGAGGUGAAAAGCUUUGGUCAGUUUUCAUACAUCAUUUGUUUUCUGAUCUAAUUAAUUGUGUCAAAAGAUGUCGUUUGUAUUACAUUCACUACUAAAGGUUUGGUUUAUUAGUAAUGAGAUUGUAGCAUUACAUCCAUAGAGGUGCACCGAUUAAUAUAACAUCAUAAUGUAACAUCAGCUGUUUACCUUUGUAGUAAUUUGUACUAAAACUGCAAACGGCA